This is a messenger RNA of Fusarium falciforme, 1554 nucleotides long. RefSeq names its product MFS domain-containing protein. The record is from RefSeq and is a predicted model, not a curated record. The transcript is spliced from 5 exons. Gene Ontology annotation, molecular function: transmembrane transporter activity. Gene Ontology annotation, cellular component: membrane. Gene Ontology annotation, biological process: transmembrane transport. Lineage: Eukaryota; Fungi; Ascomycota; Sordariomycetes; Hypocreales; Nectriaceae. Bases 1 to 1554 code for a protein of 517 amino acids.
AUGUCUGACCGGAAUACAUCUGGCCAACCCAAUGGCGCCAAAGAAUCCGUCUCCAAAACCGACCAUCGGGAUGAUCUUUCCGACGAGAAGGUCCAGGUAGCGCAAUGCGUCGAGAACGCCGUCCCUGGCGAUGCCCCUGUCGCCCCCGUGGAAAUACAGGCCCGGUUUGGGCUCCUCCGUCACCUCUCGCCCUCCGAGAUGGAGGUCCUCAACAAACGCGUUCGCAGCAAGAUCGACUGGCACAUGAUGCCUUGCGUCACCCUCAUGUUUCUGAUGAAUUACCUGGAUCGCAUCAACGUGUCCAAUGCUCGACUCGCAGGCCUUCAGGAGGAUCUUAACAUGUCCGACACGGUUUGGAAUGCUGGAAUAUCGGCCUUUUAUGUCGGAUAUCUCGUUGGACAGUUGCCUGGAAACCUCAUAAUGGCCAAGACGAACCCACGAAUAUUCCUCCCGACCAUUAUGCUCAUGUGGAGCGCCGGCACAAUUUGCAUGCCUGCAAUGACAAACGGCGCGGGCUUUUGCGUAGUGCGCUUCUUCAUCGGGUUGACCGAGGCACCCUUCUUCCCAGGUCUCACGCUGAUGACCUCGUCCUGGUAUACCAAAGAAGAAAGCCCGCUGCGAAUGGCUAUCUGGCAUGCGGGGAACACAAUCUCGAACAUCAUAUCGGGCUUUUUAGCUGCCGGCAUUCUCGAGCAUAUGGACGGUAUUGCAGGGUUGCACGCAUGGCAGUGGUUCUUCCUCAUUGAGGGAAUCGUUUCGAUCCUGGCCGCCUUGGCUUCGUACGCGUUUCUACCUUCUUGGCCUCACGACACGCGCUUUCUCACAGAUGAGGAGCGAGAAAUGGCCCAGUAUCGAAUCCUCGUCUCAAACGGUGGCAUUGAUGAGGGUAUUGGUGGGACAUGGGACGGUGUCAGGGAUGCUGUCAAGGAUCCUUUCACCUGGUUCUUUUGCCUCAUGCACUUCGCACUCGUCACUGCGCAAAGCUUCAAGGACUUUUUGCCUUCGAUCAUGAAUACCUUUGGCUUCAACAAGAUGACGACUUACCUCAUCCAAGCUCCGCCAUACGCCAUCGCUUACAUCGUAGCCUGCGCCCUCGCCUGGUCCUGCGGACAUUUUAUGGAAUCUACUUGGCAUGUAAUCGUUCCCAUCAUCUUCGCUGCUGGUGGAUGUGGUAUUCUCAUCAGCACCAUCAAUGUGGCGGCGCGGUACAUCGGCAUCACUCUCCUCGUAGUUGGUACCUACAACGGUCUCAACUUGCAACUCUCGUGGGAGACGACAGUGGUGCCCGCCCCACGAGCUAAGAAGGCAGCUCUUAUUGCAAUUGCCAACUGCAUCAGUCAAGUCAGCCACUGGUUUAGCCCUUACUUCUAUCCAAGGAGCCAGGAGCCGUUUUACCGCAUGGCCGGUGGACUAUUGCUCCUGGGGUGCGCAUUGACUGUUGUGUCGGCCCUGCUGGUGAGGUGGAGGGCGAGGAAGCUGAAUAAGGAGCUGGAUGAACGUGAGGGCUGGUCAGAGAACUCUGGUGUCGAGCGUGGAUGGAGGUACAAGUAUUGA